GCUCACAGGCGGACACAGCCACGCUUCCCCGGAGCAUUUGGAAUGAUGACCCUGGAAGUGGAAAGCUGACCGGUUUUCCAGCAGGAAUCCAGAGUUUUCACAGCGAGCUGCUGGGGAAAAGAGCCCAGACUGCUUUAGUCAGCUCCUUUGAGAAGAUAUAACACCACCCCCCUACAACGAACCCCAGCCUAACAAGCAAGCCCUUUCUAAAUCCCUUUAGAAAGAUACUUUAUUUUUACGGCCAGCUUUGCUCUGCAGCUUCCCAGUCUUACCCACUGCUUUCCCGAUUCCCAGCUCCCCCCUCUCCUCCUCACUUUUUUAAUUGGAAGGCAAAACAAUUGCAGCCGUGGAAAGGAAAAUCCGAGCUCUAAGGCGCUUUUCCCACCGGGCACGCUCUCCCAGGCCGGGUCCACCAGCUAAUUGCUCAGGAAAUCCGCGCUGCUCAUUGUCGGGCUGUCCUUAAACUGCUAAUUCCGAACUGGGAGAGGCUCUGGAAGGGAAUCCAGGGCUAGAGCCCCGCGAGAGGGACCCACAGAGCCCCGCCGGGGGCGGGCUCAGCGCUAAUAACACAUCCCUGCCCAAUGGAAAGCGCUUCCUAUGGAGACCCCCAAGAGUUCCCCCUGCCCAGACUUCGGGGCCAUUCCUGCGUCCCGUUUUCCCAAGACACGAUGGCAGAGCUCUGCAGCGCCGAUCCCCGUCGGAACAAAGGCCGGGAAGCAGCUGCCACCCACCGCGGGGCUUAGGGAUGAAACUCGGGCAGUCCUGGAGGUUUUCCGCGUGGGAAUAACGCGGCCCGCGUUCCACAAAGGAUCCAUGGGGGCUGUCAGGGCGGGAUCGCGCUGAACCGCCGAGCCCUGGCGAUGCUGCCGCCCCGGAUGAAAGGAUCCGUGAUGGAGCCGUGGUAGCAGAGGGUCACUCAGCCUCCCUGGAAUGCGUUCCUUCGGGAAGGGACGAGCUCACGGCCUUAUUUUAUGGAUGUCCCUGAAGUAGACUUUGAAGGCCCCUUUGGAAGCGCACCACAGACUUGGCAUGGGAAACCACAGCAACAAUCAUACCUGCCUGACAGAUGAUUCCUUCAAGUACAACCUGUAUGGGGCCGUGUACAGCGUGGUUUUCAUCCUCGGCCUGAUCACAAACUGUGCCUCCCUCUUCGUCUUCUGCUUCCGCAUGAGGAUGAGGAGCGAAACCGCCAUCUUCAUGACCAACCUGGCGGUUUCCGACCUGCUCUUCGUGUUCACCCUGCCCUUUAAAAUCUUCUACAACUUCAACAGGCACUGGCCCUUCGGAGACAGCCUGUGCAAGAUUUCUGGCACGGCCUUUCUCACCAACAUCUACGGGAGCAUGCUGUUCCUCACCUGCAUCAGCGUCGACCGCUUCCUCGCCAUCGUGUACCCGUUCCGCUCGCGCACCAUCAGGACCAGGAGGAACUCUGCCAUAGUCUGUGCUGGUGUUUGGAUUCUGGUCCUCAGUGGUGGGAUUUCAGCUUCACUCUUCUCCACAACCAACGUUUCCAACACCAGCACGACCUGCUUCGAAGGUUUUUCCAAGCGCAUCUGGAAAACCUACCUGUCCAAGAUCACCAUAUUUAUUGAGGUGGUGGGGUUCAUCAUCCCCCUGCUGCUCAAUCUCACGUGCUCCUCCUUAGUUCUCCGGACUCUGCGGAAGCCCGCCACCUUGUCCCAGAUUGGGACAAACAAAGAGAAAGUACUGAAGAUGAUCAUCGUGCACGUGGCCAUUUUUGUCGUGUGCUUCGUGCCCUACAACUCCAUCCUGUUCCUCUACGCCCUGGUCCGGUCCCAGGCCAUCGCCAACUGCUCCCUGGAGAGGUUUGCACGGACCAUGUACCCCAUCACGUUGUGCAUCGCCACCCUGAACUGCUGCUUUGACCCCUUCAUCUACUACUUCACAUCAGAGUCCUUCCAGAAGUCGUUCAACAUCAAAACCCAGAUCAAAAUGGAUUCUCUUUUCAAGACAGAGACACCUCUGACCAAGACGGCGCUGCCGGCGCCGCAGGACGAGCUGAGCGACCAGGCCAUCACCAACGGGGGAGACCCCACAUCUGAGUCCCAUUUCUAGAGAGAUGUUUACACAAGGAGUCGUCCCCCAUCAGCUCUUGAUCAAACACCACAUGUGGGAGAGCCACUCCGCAACGCAUGCGUUCGCACGUGGCGUCAGUGAGGAAGAGCUGCUGGGGGACAACUGCACCCCCAGACAAAUCCUCACCCUGGGAUGGUCCCAUCAGACUCAACAGCUCAACACGAAACAUGAAAAUCCCAGUGGAUCUCCCUUUGGAGGUGGUGGAUACACAACAACACACGCACCAACUACGGAGGAAACAGAACAACCUGAAUCACAAAAUGCCAACAUUUGGCAUUUUCCCCCCCAGCAGUUGACGUGGGAUCAGUUGGGAAAUAGAAAAUCUAAUUUUCUUGGAAAUUCCUGCCAAUAUCUCACGGCUUCUGGAGAUGCAUCAUCGUAUGUUAACUCAGUAACUUCACACAAUAUGUAUGUUUGCUUACAAAGGCAUAAUAAAAGCUUGUGGCUUUCCCUUAUUCCA
This is a messenger RNA of Myiozetetes cayanensis, 2557 nucleotides long. RefSeq names its product lysophosphatidic acid receptor 4 (gene LPAR4). Gene Ontology annotation, molecular function: lysophosphatidic acid receptor activity. The transcript has 2 exons. The coding region runs from base 1030 to 2076 and encodes 348 amino acids. Gene Ontology annotation, biological process: phospholipase C-activating G protein-coupled receptor signaling pathway; positive regulation of Rho protein signal transduction. Gene Ontology annotation, cellular component: membrane. Lineage: Eukaryota; Metazoa; Chordata; Aves; Passeriformes; Tyrannidae. The record is from RefSeq and is a predicted model, not a curated record.